AUGUUGAAGCGAGACAGACAAUGGCGGGUGGGGCGUCUCGAACCAGCGUUUAUUGAACCGUCUGCUCCAACUGAAGUGGAUUAUUGCUGGUAUCAGAUAAUAACGAGAGAGAGAGUGAGUGAGAGCCCCAAGAGUGGCAGCAGUAGGAGCGUGUCGCCCGGUUCGGAAGACGGUAACCGGUCGGAGUCGUACAGUCCGCCGAUUUCACCAGGGGUUGAGGGUGGAAACGAAGAGUACGAGAGUUAUAGACCUGGUAUAGUCCCAAAGCCGGGUCUCUUACCCCAAAACCCUGCACUCGUUGCGGCGCAAUCAGCUCUGUUCAACUACCCCCAAAUGGGCCCCAUGCCCCCCAGCGGGCCAAUGCCCUCCGCCUUCCACCACCCGGGGGAUAGAGUCCUGCAUCACAUGCAGUUGGAGUGGCUGGCCAGGACCGGAAUGUUCUAUCACAGAAUACCGGAGUUGGGCGGUGCACCCCACGCCCUGCUGGGCAAGACGCGGCGGCCGCGCACCGCCUUCACGUCACAACAGCUGUUGGAGCUCGAAAAGCAGUUUCGAAUGAAUAAAUACUUGUCCAGACCGAAGCGGUUUGAGGUGGCCACUAGCUUGAUGCUUACUGAAACACAGGUAAAAAUAUGGUUUCAAAACCGCAGAAUGAAGUGGAAGCGGUCGAAAAAGGCGCAACAAGACAGCAAAAGCAAAGACCACCCGAGCGAGGAAAAAAAUAAAAACAAGGAGGUCCUACAGGACCAUGACAAACAACCCCCACAAAUGGCGGGAGAUUUGACACCUGUCAAACCGCCUCCCUUGCUGGACAGGGACAGAAUGAUCGCGCUAGAGCGGGAGAGAGCGAUGGCGGCGGCGAACUUUAAUUCGAAUUUGGAAAACAAUAGACGCGGGCUCGUUAUGAACCAAGAUGGCCGACCGGGUAUAAAUAUGUUCAAGCCGUAUGUAGUAUGA
Messenger RNA from Zerene cesonia (dogface butterfly), 957 nucleotides. RefSeq names its product homeobox protein Hox-B4 (gene exex). The transcript is spliced from 5 exons. Gene Ontology annotation, cellular component: nucleus. Gene Ontology annotation, biological process: neuron projection morphogenesis; central nervous system development; regulation of DNA-templated transcription. The record is from RefSeq and is a predicted model, not a curated record. NCBI's taxonomy places the organism in Eukaryota, Metazoa, Arthropoda, Insecta, Lepidoptera, Pieridae. The coding region runs from base 1 to 957 and encodes 318 amino acids. Gene Ontology annotation, molecular function: DNA-binding transcription factor activity, RNA polymerase II-specific; sequence-specific double-stranded DNA binding.